AUAUUGCAUGAUAAGCAGGAGGAUACAAUCUCAAAAUGCAUUUACAAGCAAACAUUGGUCAUCCUCAUAUCACGACAUUCAGAUAUGCUAAGCAGAUAAAGAAGCCAACAAUCAUAUAUUUUAUCAACUUUAACAGGAGACAAGAGAAGCGUGAUAAACUCUGGACUGGUCGCCAAUCAGUCACUCGGCACAUCUGGAGAAGCGACUAUUCAUUGUCCCGAUGUAACGGCGCGUUGUUUUGGGCCCAAAUUCAAACACCCAAAAUCUCUAUUGAAGACGCCAGAGUCGAGGUGGCCCAUAGACGUCAAUGAUUGUUGGCCUAAACGCGCCCGGCGGCCGAUGCGGGGUGCAUCCCGCUUCUGUCACCAAAUCAGCUGAGGCAGGCCCAAAACACGAUGACAGCGAUGCGCACGAUUGUCAUUUUCAGGUUCAGAGUCUUUGGAAGUUUAUCACACAACUGCAAUAAAACAAUCCAACCAAUAUGUUAUCGACGGUAUUGCGUAACUGGCAGAUGGGAGGAAACCAUGAGUGGCGUGCUACCUCUUAGUCCAUUUGUUUCCAGCCAGCAUGAAGUGCUUGUUCCUGGAGUCUCUGUGCCUCCUGUGUUUGUAUGGUAGCCUGAGCAGUGAGCUGAAUGGGGAGGAGGGCUUGAUGCUUCUCGCGGGUCCACUUCAGUCCCAGAAGAAUGUCUUUCACUGCGGUGGUCCCAUCCCUCCUGGAUCCGGACGGUACUUUGACUCUCUCCGGGGAAGAGGUCUCACCCAUUUCCAAGUGCCCCUGUCCUGGCACCGACUCCUACCAUCAGGCCAACCCGGGCAGCCCCAACGAGCCGUGGUCAGCUGCUACCGGACCCUGCUGAACCAGAUCUUGAGUGCGGGUCUCCAGCCUCUUGUCAUCCUUCACGCAUCCACAGUGCCAGAAGAUCUUAAGUCACAGUUUGGAGGAUGGGAAAGCCCAGAGCUGCGGGGGAUGUUUGCCCUCUACGCAGAGUUUGCCUUUCAAGAGUUUGGGGAGUUGGCCCACUCCUGGGUGAUACUCAGCCAUCUGGGUGAGGUUUGGCGCGAUGGACCACCACCACCCGAUGAGACUUAUCGGCAAGAUCUCAUUCAAUUGAUCCGGAAUAUUUACCAACUUUACCAUCGUAGCUUUGGAGACCAAGGGAAAGUUUCUGUUGGGUGGAGCGCAAGUGAUAACGGGCUUCUUUCACCGAUCCAAACUUCACUCACGAUGGACUUCCUGUCACUGCGUUUCGAGUCCAACUGUGCUUCCACGUUUAAUUUGACUGAGGAGCUGACCAAGUUGAAGAUGACCAGUCAAGAUGUGCCCAUCCUCAUAUACAAGAUGACACUCUGUGAUUGUGCUGACAGUCGCUUGCAGGUGCUCGGAAAUGUCUUACAAGUGCUCCGUGGCAACAGUAUGAAAAUAGAAGGAUGUGACAUGAUGGACGUGUUAGGCACGAUGGAGAAGGAGGAUCUGCCUACCAGCACCGGCGUUCUUGGCAAUUCCAGCGGAAAGACAAACAGUUACCAGACUGUCUGGGAUAAAUUUGGGGUCCAGCUUGAAUCCGAACGUGACCUUUUCCUCAACGGAUCCUUCCCCUCGGAUUUCCAGUGGGCCACCUCCAGUGAGUCCUUCAAAGUGGAAGGAGGCUGGGCCGAAGGUGGGAAGGGAGAAACCAUUUGGGAUCGCUUCGGCCACGAAAAUAAAGUGUUUGAUAAUCAGACGGCCGAUCAAGCUUGCGACAGUUAUCACAAGGUGGAUUACGACGUCUACCUCCUGCGAGGCCUCCACGUCAACACCUACCAGUUUUCCAUCUCGUGGGCCCGUGUUUUGCCCUCAGGCUACCGGAGGAGCCGGUCUCAUAAAGGAGUGCUCUACUAUCAAAAACUAAUCGACGCUCUCAUUGAGUCGGGAAUACGACCGGUCGUCACCCUGUUUCACUGGGACCUGCCCCAGGAGCUCCAGAAUCAGGGCGGAUGGACAAACUCUUCCAUUAUUGAAGCCUUCAAGGACUACGCCGACUUCUGCUAUUCCGCUUUCGGAGACAGGGUCAAGACCUGGAACACGUUCAGUAGUCCUUGGGUGGUGAGCUACGCUGGCUAUGCCAUAGGCAAGCACCCCCCCGAAGUCCAGGAUUAUGGGAUGGGCUCCUACCAGGUGACUCACAACAUAAUCAAGUCCCACGCUGAGGCCUGGCACGUUUACAAUGACAAAUACAGAAGCAAACAAGGCGGCGAGGUGGGAAUCGCGCUCAACUCUGACUGGGCCGAGCCCUCGGACCCCUCCGGAUAUCGAGACGUGGAGGCGGCCUACCGUUCCCUGGAAUUCACGUUAGGAUGGUUUGCGCACCCCAUAUUUGUGGACGGGGACUACCCAGCAGCUCUGAAGAGUCAGAUUGACAAAAAGAGCAAAGAGUGUCCUCAUUCCAAACCUGCCUUUCUGCCAGGUUUCACUCUUGAAGAAAGUCGACGGAUCAAUGGAACAGCUGACUUUUUUGGACUCACCCAUUCUACAAUGCGGCUGAUAAACAGCAGUGACGGAGGUUGCGCCGCGAGUCUGCAAGGCGUGGGUGACUUCCAGUCCCGUGUCCACCCAUCUUGGUCUCCGACAACUUCGGACUGGAUCUAUUCUACACCCUGGGGACUGAGAAGGCUUCUUAACUAUAUCGCUGCGGAGUACCUAAAGAUGAAAAAAGUACCUGUGUACGUAACAGGCAAUGGCAUGCCAACAGAGUAUGGAGGGGACCCCCUAAAUGACACCAGUAGGGUAGACUACUUAAGGAGGUACAUCAAUGAAGCUCUUAAAGCAAGACUCCUUGAUGGGGUGGAUGUGCGCAGGUUCACCGUGCAGUCACUAAUGGACGGAUUUGAGGGGAGACAAGGCUACAGCCAAAGGUUUGGGCUGCACUACGUCAACUUUGAGGACCCAGACAGGCCGAGGACCCCGAAACAGUCGGCAUACUUCUACUCACAGGUUAUCAAACAAAAUGGAUUUGCUCUCAGUCUUCCAGAUGGUUUGGACGUGAGGCCGACACAGUUCAAGCCUCCCUCGAAAGCAUUACCUCCUUCAGAGGUUCCGUCUAAGUCCAAGGUUACGUGGGAGAGAUUCUCCCAUCAGUCCAAAUUCCACCGCCAGACCUACCAUUAUGGCACUUUUCCCCGAAAUUUCACCUGGGGAGUAUCAUCUUCCGCUUACCAGAUUGAAGGUGCCUGGAAUGCGGAUGGGAAAGGAACAAGUAUUUGGGACGUGUUUGCCCACAAACCAGGAAGUGUACCAGGUAACGCCAACGGAGACGUGGCCUGUGAUAGUUACCACAGACUCCAGGAGGAUCUCUACAUGCUGCGAGCUCUAGAGGUGAAGUCGUAUCGAUUCUCCUUGUCCUGGUCCAGGAUCUUCCCGACUGGUCUGCGAAGUUCCCUGAAUCAAAAGGGUGUUGACUUUUACAACAGGGUCAUUGAUGAACUUCUGGUCAACGGCAUCACACCGAUGGUGACGUUGUACCACUGGGAUCUCCCUCAGGAGUUGCAAAACUUUGGCGGCUGGGAGAAUUCAAGCAUGACCGACAUUUUUGCAGAUUUUUCCGAUUUCUGCUUCUCCACCUUUGGAGACAGGGUGAAGUUUUGGUUGACUUUCAACCAGCCACACACCAUCGCAUGGUCAGGGUACGGACUCGGACGGAUUCCCCCAAAUGUUAGGCAGCCAGGAAGUGCACCGUAUAGAGUGGCGCACAACCUCAUAAAAGCCCAUGCCAAAGCUUAUCGUAUCUACGAUGAAAAAUAUCGCAAAUCCCAGGAUGGUCUAGUUUCGCUCGCCCUCGGUUCUGACUGGGUAGAACCAAAGGACGUCAACGUUCUUCGCGAAGUGGUGGCUGCCGACCGUGCUAUGCAGUUUCAGUUGGGUUGGUUCGCCCACCCCAUUUUUAAGAACGGCGACUAUCCCGACGCGAUGAAGUGGCAGGUCGGAAACAAGAGCGAACUCCAAGGUCUGGCGGAGUCCAGACUACCAGAAUUCACAGAAGAGGAAAGGAAGUCCAUCAGGGGAACCGCCGACGUGUUCUGCUUCAACCACUUCACCACAAAGACAGUAAGCCACGCCACGGCUCGGCUCGCGCCGCCGUCCUACGAAUAUGAUCGGGAUCUGGCAGAAGAAGAGGUUGGCGAAUCACCAAGCACGGCCAUCCAAAACCAGAGGGCUGUGGCUUGGGGCUUAAGGAGACUCCUCAACUGGGUCCAAGCCGAAUACGGCGAUCCAGAGAUUUACAUCACUGACAAUGGGGUUGCUACGGACUCAAAGACAAAGUGGGAUGACGCGGCAAGAGUGUUUUACUUCAAAACCUACAUUGACGAGGCUCUCAAAGCGUACGAUCUGGACGGCGUGAAGCUGAGAGGCUACACGGCCGCCUCUCUCAUGGACUCAUUCGAGUGGCUGGACGGCUUCAAAGUGGGAUUUGGGCUGCACCACGUCGACUUCCAAGAUCUGAACCGCCCGAGAACACCCAAGUACUCUGCUCAUUUCUACCAUCGAGUGAUCAAGGACAACGGAUUUCCCACGCCAGAGGAUGAAAAAAUACUUUAUGGAAAUUUUGCCAAAAACUUCAUCUGGAGUACUGCAACAGCAUCAUAUCAGAUCGAAGGAGGAUGGAGGGCCGAUGGAAAAGGUCUGAGCAUUUGGGACAGGUUCGCCCACACGCCUCUCCGAGUGUUCAAUGACGAUAACGGCGACGUCGCCUGCGACAGUUACAACAAAAUAGACGAGGAUGUUUCCAUGUUGAGGCAACUCAAGGUGACGCAUUACCGCUUCUCCAUAUCCUGGCCGAGGGUUCUUCCCGAUGGCACCACCGACUACAUCAACGAAGCUGGACUGAGUUACUACAGUCGCUUGGUGGACGCCCUGCUUGAUGCCAACAUCCAACCUCAUGUCACUCUGUACCACUGGGACCUUCCUCAAGCUCUGCAGGACAUUGGCGGCUGGGAGAAUGAAACCAUUGUGCUCAAAUUCCGGGAUUAUGCCAACCUCAUUUUCAGACGCCUCGGUCACAAAGUCAAAUUCUGGAUUACCAUUAAUGAACCGUACAACAUCGCCAAUGUGGGUCACGGGUACGGAGCCGCUGCACCAGGGAUUAGUUUCCGGCCGGGCACAUUGCCGUACAUCGUGGGCCACCACUUGCUCAAAGCUCACGCCGAGGCCUGGCACCUGUACGACGACGAGUACCGCAGCAAACAGGGCGGGAUCAUCUCCAUCACCAUCAAUUCCGAUUGGUCGGAGCCCAGAAACCCGUACAAGCAGGAGGACGUCGACGCCGCCAGGCGUGUGGUGCAGUUCUACAUUGGCUGGUUUGCGCACCCCAUCUUUAAGGGAGACUACAGCGAUAUGAUGAAGACCAUCAUUCGAAAGAGAAGCCUGGAAGCGGGCCUGCCCAAAUCUCGGUUGCCGGAAUUCACCGCCAAAGAGGUAGAAAGAAUCAAGGGCACUUACGAUUACUUUGGAUUCAACCAUUACACGACCGUGCUGGCCUUCCCCGUGGACUUCGGGAACCUUCAGCAUUACGAUGCCGAUCGAGGCGCAGGGACAAUUGCGGAUCGCACCUGGCUGGAUUCGGGCUCAUCCUGGCUCAAGGUCUCGCCGUUCGGAUUCCGGAGGAUAUUGAACUUCAUUAAGGAGGAAUAUGGAAAUCCUCCGAUUAUCAUCACUGAGAACGGUAUCUCGGAGCGAGGGCCCGUGGAUUUGAAUGAUCUCCACAGGAGCCACUACUACGAAAAGUACAUCAACCAGCUUUUGAAAGCUUAUGUGCUGGACGGCGUGGAUAUUCGGGGCUACACGGCUUGGUCGUUGAUGGACAACCUGGAGUGGGCCACGGGAUUUUCAGAAAGGUUCGGCCUCUUCUACGUCAAUCACUCGGACCCCAAACUUCCUCGGGUGGCCAAGACCUCCGUGGCCACCUACGCCACCGUCAUCGCCUGUAACGGAUUCCCAGACCCGGCCACUGGGCCCCACGAGUGUCUCAACCACGAGGUGGAAGGGACGACAAGUGCGCCCGGCACGCCUCUUCCACCCGUCGCCCCCGUCAACUUCUUGGGAAUCACGCUCUCUGCUCGAGAUGCCGAGAUCGGCCUCAACACGCUGCUUGCUCUUCUCGCUGUCGCCGCCAUGCUUGGUGUCGUUUGCUCAUCGUUUUAUUUCUUGAAGACAAGGAGACGUUUCGAGGAAAGCCGACCUAUUCGAUUGACGCCGAAUAAUGAAUAACGUUUGUGAUCUACCGUGUACCAAGGAAAUCCUGGUUUCAACUUUGGAGCGGCCGGUCGAGUACGUAGGUCGUCCUUCCUGUUAGUUCAUUUUGACUUCAAGUUCAAAGCUUGAAAACUUGGCCCGGAAGUCACGAACGGCUUCUUCCCAACCAUAGACAAUUUAGUCCUCAAAUAAUGAAACAAAUAAACCAACGGUAAAG
Messenger RNA from Hippocampus comes (tiger tail seahorse), 6445 nucleotides. RefSeq names its product lactase-phlorizin hydrolase. The coding region runs from base 568 to 6243 and encodes 1891 amino acids. Gene Ontology annotation, molecular function: beta-glucosidase activity. NCBI's taxonomy places the organism in Eukaryota, Metazoa, Chordata, Actinopteri, Syngnathiformes, Syngnathidae. The record is from RefSeq and is a predicted model, not a curated record. The transcript has 18 exons. Gene Ontology annotation, biological process: carbohydrate metabolic process.